UAAUUUAGUUCAUAUCCAACUUUCUUUCUUUUCUUCCUAAAACCCGACUGAAACGUAAUCCCAACUGUUUUGAAGACUUGGUAUUGUCCAAUCUCACUUUCUAUUGAAAUUUGCGUUUCAAAACGCGCGCUAAUAUUUAUGAUUCACUGGCACACACAUAGGUAAAUAUGUGCACACACGACGGCGGUCCAUAAAAUUCAGACUUUAUUCCAACGAUCUCUGAUAUUCAACGGUUCAUAGGAUAUGUUGAUUCAACAGAGUGGAACAAUCAAAUGUGCGAGAAUAUCGGAAAAUAUCGUUCUGGACAAUCAUCUCCACGUGGCGUACAUGCGUACAGCAUAAGCGAUCCGCUAUUAUCUUUCAUUAUCCGCAGAUCGCUGUGCGCCUUAAUUUUUGCACGUAUUAUCGUUCGCAAAUUUGUCUGGCGAUUCGACAGAUUGCAAGUUUGCAUUUUUAAAGCGAGAGCGAUUUUCCCCGUGACCUCGCGCGGUCGCCAACAAUGCAAAAUUCAACAGGACACGCAGUCCGUUUCUUACCCUACAUUAGUUUCUUUCCUCAAAUGAUCACCUAGCGGUUGUUGUAUAUUACCGUAUGCGCCACGUAUAAUAGUUUUCGACCGGUAAUUUUAGUCGGACGCUAGUCAUUCCGGGCAUAAGCGACAUUUUGUUCGCGCUGCCUCUGGGAUGUCAAUUAGCUCUACGUGGAAAGUUUUCUUUUUUACGGUAUAGCGUUUAGCUAAGCCCUGAGAGAUUUUGCGCGACGUCAACCACAUGACUUAUAGACAGUCGCACUGAAUCAGAAAAGGUUUCUGAUAAAAUAAAGCUACGAAGUGCCACGAAAGCAGGGUUUCAGGUGCGAGCUUGCAGUUGUAAUAAUCAGAAUAAUUAUCAGAAUUAAUUAUCGGGUGGUGCGAAUAUAAAGGAAGUCCAGGAAAAAGAGAUAAUGUUACCUACGAGUACCAUCGACGGUUCGAUGGAAUUUACUCUACGGAUGAUCGGUAUCUGGCCGGACAGCUUGUGCAAAAAUUUACCGCCUGUCCUUUGGACCAUAGUGAUGUUAGCUUGGCAAAUUUUUCAAUACUGGUAUCUUUUCACCCACAUUGGAUCCGACACCUUGAUUGACCUUGCGUACUGUUUGAGUCAGUACUUAUCGAACAGCCUGCUAUUUCUGAAGUUGAGCAUUCUUUGGUGGAACAGACGUAUUAUUUUCGACAUUUUUGCGACAAUGGCCGAAGACUGGAAUGUGUGCACAUCGGUCAGUUCAAAGACGCAAAUGAUAAACAAAGCAAUUUUGUGUCAUCGAUUUUCGAAAUGCACCAUCGGUGCAUAUACGAUGAAUCUGCUAUUAUUUGGGAUAACUAACAUAUUCGUUCAGAAAAGCGUGAGCUUUGAUCAAGUCGAUGAGGAAAGGCAGCUUCUCAUUAAAAUGAAACUGCCGUUCAUGUACAACACGUCGCCGAUUUAUGAAAUUGUUAUGAUCACGCAAUUUCUUCUGCAAUAUACAUUAGCACUCAUAGCGGGAAUGUUGAACGUUUUUAUUGUGACAUUAAUCCUCCAUAUUGCCGGUCAGAUCGAGAUAAUGUGUCAGGGAUUGCUGGAAAUGUUGGUAUCCGAAGACAAGAACGAAUCGCACAUAGCUACGUUGAGAGAUCUCGUAAUCAAACAUCAAAGGAUUAUUACAUUUGCGGACAAUAUCGAGAAUGUGUUCUGCUAUGCGGCGCUAUUACAAUUUUUGUCAAACACGCUUGUUAUUUGUUUUUUAGGAUUCUUGAUUGUGACUUCACUCGAUUCCAAUGAGGUGCUGAUGAAGACCAUUCCCUAUUACCUCAUCGUAAACAUAGAAGCGUUUAUACUUUGUUGUACUGGCGAAUACUUAAAAUCGAAGAGCAGAUUCAUAACUCGGUCUGCAUACACAUCGCUCUGGUACGAAUUGAAACCUGCUCAGAGCAGAAUCCUUAUGCUGUUGAUACUGAAGUCACAGAGACAGUUGACAGUGACAGCUGGCAAAUUCGUAGAUUUAUCUCUGGAGACUUUCACAAACAUCCUGAAAGCUUCGGCGUCUUACGUGUCGGUGUUACACACCAUGUAUUGAAACACAAAGCUGUCCAGUGUGAAACGCAACUUGACAAUGCAUCCCUGAAAUGAAAGUUUUAACUAGGAAAGUAGGAAAACUUAUAAAAACAAUUUUUAAAAGGAUCAUGCACACAGAUGUAUUUUUCUGUACACUCGUCUUUAUUUUUAGUAUUGGUUUCACUUGCAGAAUAGAGAUGAGUCCAUAACUU
Harpegnathos saltator (Jerdon's jumping ant) is the source of this 2281-nucleotide messenger RNA. RefSeq names its product odorant receptor 4. Gene Ontology annotation, biological process: sensory perception of smell; detection of chemical stimulus involved in sensory perception of smell. Gene Ontology annotation, cellular component: plasma membrane. Gene Ontology annotation, molecular function: odorant binding; olfactory receptor activity. The coding region runs from base 943 to 2091 and encodes 382 amino acids. The record is from RefSeq and is a predicted model, not a curated record. The transcript has 6 exons. Lineage: Eukaryota; Metazoa; Arthropoda; Insecta; Hymenoptera; Formicidae.